AUGGGUAUUGAAGAGCAGAAAGAGGAGCGAGAGGUGCUCGAAUCCAUCUUCCCAGACGAAAUCACAGAUGUCUCAGAGACGGAAUAUCGAGUUUCUAUCAUCCUUGACGCUGGCGGCGACGAAGAAGAGCCCGAAGCUCCAGCAACAAUAAUCCUCAAUGUCCAGUACCCCGAAGCCUACCCCGACGAAGCUCCCCGACUUGACGUUAGCGCCCCGCCCAAUGCCCCAAAAUACCCCUUCCUCGACAUUCAAGAAGACAAGGCACAGCUGCUUUCCUCCCUACAUGACACAAUUGAAGAAAACAUCGGCAUGGCCAUGGUCUUCACGUUAGUCAGCACCCUCAAAGACCUAGUCGAGCUCCUAAUCCAAGACCGCAAGACCGCACAACAAGCUCUCAAAGAAAUCGAGGCACAAAAGAUCGAAGAGGAAGAGAACAAGAAAUUCCAUGGCACGGCUGUGACAAGGGAAAGCUUUUUGGCUUGGAGGGAGAGGUUUCGGAUGGAGUUGCAGGAGGAGGAGCAGCGAAGGAUAGAAGAGAAAGAGGCUGAGGAUAAGAAGAAAAAAUUUAAGGAGGAGAAGAGGUUGACAGGGAAGGAGUUGUGGCAACAGGGCUUGGCGGGCAAAGGUGAAGAGGAUGAGGGAAAGGAUGGUUUGGAGGGGAUGGAGAAGUUGAAGAUUGAGGCUGUCUCAUGA
Molecule: messenger RNA, 693 nt
Organism: Lindgomyces ingoldianus
Lineage: Eukaryota; Fungi; Ascomycota; Dothideomycetes; Pleosporales; Lindgomycetaceae
Product: RWD-domain-containing protein
Exons: 3
Coding region: 1-693 (230 amino acids)
Biological process (GO): cytoplasmic translation
Molecular function (GO): protein binding
Source: RefSeq, a predicted model, not a curated record